CCGGGUCGUGCGGUGCUCGGGCCGGGUCGGAGUGCGUUCGUUCGGGCCGCGGCAUGAGGCCUCGGGGCUGGUUCCUGCCCUCGGCGCUGGGGCUGCUGGGGCUGCUGGCCUGCGGAGUGCUGCUGCUGGCGGACGGCCUGGGCUUCGGGGACCUGCGUUGUUAUGGGCACCCGUUCCCCGCCGCGCCGUGCCUGGACCGGCUGGCGGCCCGCGGGCUGCGCUUCACCGACUUGUACAGCAGCUCUCCCGUCUGCAGCCCCUCGCGGGAAACACUGAGGUUCUGCAGCAUGGCUUUACGCUUCCGUGACGUUCUGCUCUAUGCCGUUCCUGGAGCGGUGGGACUUCUUGGGUGCUGGUGGAUCUACUCCCGUAUGAAGAAAAAAGCACAAAGCCCUAAGGAAGGACAGGAGGAGAAAGUGCCUGAGAAAGAUCCUCAUAGCCUGCCCAUCUCAGUGAAGGAGGAAUGCCGAGAGAAUGAAACCUCGGCCUCUGUGCUGCCAGCAGGGUCAACAAUGCCCGUUACCUCUCCAGAGAAGUGGGAAGCCUGGGAGAAGGAGCUGAUGGAGAAGGAGGCCAGGCUGGCUCAGCGAGAGCAGCAGCUCCAGAGAUGGUGGCAGGAUCUGGAGCGCGAGCGCAAGGAGCUGGAGCUGGAGAAGGCCUCCCUCCAAGUCAAAGGCCAGAGCCAGAUUCCCAAUCCACUGAAGAAACUCACAAGAGUCCUCACCCAGUCUGGGGCCCCUGAGUCCUCCAAGGAGAAGAGUCCUGCUCGUCCUCAGCAAGGGCACGUAGAUUCAGAAAUGUCUGUCUCCCCAAAACGGAACACUCUCCUAAUGACCCUCAAAGAGAAAAGCCCUUUCCGUUCUCCUGACACAACCAAGCCGAUGGACCAGGCUGCUGAGGAAGAGCCCAGAUGUGAGAACGCUCCUUCAGUUCAGCCAAAACCGAAGAGAAGGAGUAGGAGAGGGAAACGAAAGGAGGACUGUUAAGUCCCUUUCAGAAAUACUACAAGUUUCUUAAAUACCAAUGGGAUCGAGUUUGGAUGAAAUGACACCAGCGAUCCUUUUCCACAGCUGCUUUCAGUUGACAUGUGCAUUGUCUCAGGCGAUGGCUGAGGCUGUUUGGAAAUAGGUGUUUGU
This is a messenger RNA of Cuculus canorus (common cuckoo), 1136 nucleotides long. Its product is annotated as drebrin-like protein. The transcript is spliced from 3 exons. The record is from RefSeq and is a predicted model, not a curated record. Lineage: Eukaryota; Metazoa; Chordata; Aves; Cuculiformes; Cuculidae. Gene Ontology annotation, molecular function: arylsulfatase activity. Bases 54 to 986 code for a protein of 310 amino acids.